This is a messenger RNA of Penicillium taxi, 612 nucleotides long. Its product is annotated as GNAT family N-acetyltransferase. The record is from RefSeq and is a predicted model, not a curated record. Gene Ontology annotation, molecular function: acyltransferase activity, transferring groups other than amino-acyl groups. Lineage: Eukaryota; Fungi; Ascomycota; Eurotiomycetes; Eurotiales; Aspergillaceae. The transcript has 2 exons. The coding region runs from base 1 to 612 and encodes 203 amino acids.
AUGUCUUUCGAAAUAAGUCCAGCAACAUCCUCGGAUGCUCCUCAACUAACGGAAGUCUUUCUGGCCGCCUUCUCAGACGACCUCAAUCGAAAGAUGUUUCCUCUGACCCAGGACGUGCGCGAAUGGGUCGCCGAACACCUCUUUAGCAGCAGCGAUUCAAAGCUAAACGAAGUCUUUCUCAAAGUAACAGACCCUCUGGAGACGGGGAAAGUUGUUGCUUUUGCGAAAUGGAUUCAGCCCACAAGUGCAGAUUCAGACAUCGACACCAAUCAACACGAGGCGUCUGUAACGUGGCCCACUAGCAGUGACAAAGAUCUCUGCACUUUGUUCUUUGGAAUGAUGGAGGCGAGUCAUCAUCGCUUGAUGGGGAAUCGGCCUCACUUUUACUUGGAUAUAUUGGGCGUCCACCCAUCAUACCAAGGACGUGGAUUAGCAGGGAAGUUAUUAAGAUGGGGUCUUGAGCGUGCUGACGAGCAGGGUGUUGAGGUCUACCUAAACGCUACGCCAAGUGGGAGGCCUGUAUACGCGAAGCAUGGAUUUCAGGCGCUGGACUCAUUUUCACCUGUUCCUGACUAUGAACAAUUAAACAUGAUUAGGCCAAGCCGGAAAUGA